Molecule: messenger RNA, 7133 nt
Organism: Schistosoma guineensis
Lineage: Eukaryota; Metazoa; Platyhelminthes; Trematoda; Strigeidida; Schistosomatidae
Source: the annotation of a GenBank genome assembly
AUAGAUUUUAUCGUGGUGCACUUUCAAGUUUAUUUAUGCUUUUGUCUAGUUUCUUAAUUAACGCAAGUAUUUUACAAAUCACUCACUAAAUAACCCUGUUAACCGAGCAUCUUGUUAUAUACUUAAGGUUAACCGUAACUGGGACAAUACAAUUCGGGAACUGAUUUAUAAGAUCUUCAAGUAUAGUGUAACAAAAACCGUUUGGAGCAUCAUAAUUUACAGGAUUAUAAAUUUUUUAGUGAUGUAGCCAAAUAAAAGCUCUUAGGCAACAGAACGUUCGUCCUAAAUAGUUUAUUGACUUAAUGAGAUGUUUUCGUAUAAUGGUACAUCUUAAUUUAUACCACAGUAUACAGGCUAUAGCCAAAUGAUUCCUUUGUCAGAUGAAACAGUUGUGAUGUUAAGAUCCCUAGGAAUGUUUCUGUAGCUUAGCUAGAGCUUUGUUUUAAUUUUUUGAUUACAACAAGGUCUUGAAGCAAUACAACUUGAUGGUAUGAGUUCUAUUAGUCUCUUAAAAUUAUUUCCUCAUUAUUUGGCAUUAAUAUCGGUAGUUUUUGAUUAAACGCUUACCUUGAUUCCUUAAGAAUUCAUCGGCUACACCUAGGUGAAGUUUCUAGAAGCCCCCACACCGACGACAUUUUGUCAAAAUCUGGCAUCAAUGCUAACUGUUUCAUCCGUGUUUUUGUAGUUUCUAUAUUUUUUUAGUUCUGUUUUUCUUGUUCCAAACAGAGAAAUACGUGUUCAAAAUAUAACAGAUUAUUAGAAACGUAAGACACUGGUCUGACUAAGAAGACUUUAAUGCCAGUCAUGAGACAAGGUAAGAUAAUGUAGUGUUUUUUGUUAUCAUGUGAAAUUUUGUAACCGUUCAAGAUAAACUCUGAUGCUCCCAUUAUCGAAUUAAACACCUAUAAACUGGUCGUCUUUUAUCUCUACCGUAACUAGAAGGAAAACUGAAACUUCAGUGUGAACUGUGUGAAGAAACUUGUAACUGUUGAUGCAAGUUCCAGUCUUGAAUUCCUAACUGAAAGUAUCCAGAUAACUUUAGUAUUAUGUCGUUCUCAAAGCUAAGUUAUUUAGUCGUGGAUUUCAUUGUCCUCUUGGAUGUCACCCUUGUAAAACUGAAAUAGAAAUAAUCUGUCGCCACUUUCCCACAUACUGACUGAUGACCUUGAUCUCAACUGGUUAUUGCUGUACCUUGUUCUACCAUUGUUUACAUACCACUUUUAACUGUCAUUCUCUCUGAACUGAUUUUAGACCUCAUAAAUGAAAAACAAUAAAAGCUUUACAAUGAAACUGCUCGGUUGAACGAACAUAAUGCCAUCAAGAUCAUCUACACGACCUACAUAGCACUUCUUUCAUCUUAGUAUCAAAGACUGUUUCUACAAAACAAGAUGUGUAAUACAUCAAAAACUACGUAUAUAUGUUGAAUACCACAUGUGCCAACUAACGAUUUUUGUCUUUGUUAAUAGCUGACUCUAUUGUGCGAUUUAUAGAUUUGUAAGUAAAGGUACAGUUCUCAUUUGAAAUCUUUAGGAGUUUUUUCCUCAGAAGUUCUUAAACCUCGGACAGUGCGCUUUGAAAUUAUUGAAUAAUGAAAAUACUAGACAGCUACAAUAUCAUAACCUAGGCUUUAUUUAGCAUUGUCCAGUCAAGCUUUUGCAUAGAAACACGAUCAGUACCUCAAAUUUCUGCAAUGAUGAAGAUACCUUUAAACCACUAGGUUAGAACCCGAUGGUUUACACUUUAGUGUUAUUCAAUUUCCUAUAGCUCAAGACCUACACAUAAUGAUAUUUCAGUUUCAUUUUUGAAAGGACAGGAGGCUUAAUGGCAUGUGUUAGUCCCGGCAAUUAUGGUCUCUCAGUUGAUCCAACUUUCUUUCGAAAGAGUCGACGGAUGGAGCCCCAACCACGUGCUGAGGUAAUGAAUUUCACUCGUUGAUGAUUCGAUGGGAAAGUCGAUAGUCAGCUGACAAGUAAUUUGUUCUUGACUUGUGAACUUUUUCUGAGUGUCCUCGUAAAUUCUCUGUUUUGGAAGACAAGGAAAAUGUGGGGAUAUCAGGUGCAAAUUUAUCACUAAACAGUUUUAAAACUGUAAUCAAAUCACCUCUAGUUCUGCGAUAUGACAACGGGAAAAGGUUCAGCUUGGCCAGUCGAGCUUCAUACGGAAGCUUCGCUAUUCCGGGAAUCAGCUUAGUUGCCGUUCUCUGAACGUUUUCCAAAAGCUCACUGUCUUUUUUUAAGCAGGGGCUAGCCGCUUGUAUGCAGUACUCAAAUUUAGGACUCACAAACACUGUAUACACAGUCAAAAACCUUUUAGUGUCGACGUGACUAAAGGCCCUACGUAUCGACCAUAAAGUUCUAAAACCUUUGGCGGCUAUUACACGGUACUGUGCAGUAAUCUUUAAGUCUUGGCUAACGAUGACUCCUAAGUCAUUAUAUGUCUGGACGAUAGGUAGCUCAGUGUUAUUCAUCGUGUAUGUAUCUGUACCUUGAUGACCAAUAUGCAUCACAAUACACUUGGAAGUAAUAAUCGGCAACUGCCAGGUUUGAGAUCAUUCAAAUAAUUUUGGGAGUUCUAAGCUAUGGGUAACAUUUUAACUGACUUGAAUUUUGAUUCACUUAGCUCAAUGUUUCUUCUUUUCUGAGAAGUCGGAAAAAUCUUUGUUAGACGCCGUGCGGAUUCGCAAGUUUUCACGUCUCUGAACUUUUAAACUAGAACAAACAGCUCUCGAAAUCGCGGAAAUUUUCAAUAAUUCUCCAAGAUCCACCAGUCUGUGCUGAAUUUUGCCUUCAAACAGUAGAAAAUCUUCAUAGAAGAAUCUCAGUUGAUAAAAACAAAAAUAUUUUGUUUUAUCAGUGGUUUCACUAGACAUUAAAACAGGUUACAAUACAUAAUGUUUAGUCUCCCAAGUGAACUUAAGUGCAUUCAUGCUGAUUAUUUUAUUAUAAUACUUAUGAUGUCUAGGUGAUUAGACCAGUUUCUACCAUUACAUGGAAAAUAUUGUCUUACAUUAUGAAUUGUUUCAUGUGCAGGAAAUGAUGAAUGAGUAUAUUCCUUCAAACAUAAAUUUGACGAAGAAAAAUGGUAUGCUUAGUGUCACAAAAGGUAAGCAGCCAACAACAACAAAAGUUAGAUCAAAACUCGCAAGCAGGAAAGUUAUUUUUGAAGAUCCUUUAUGCCUGAAUGACAAAGACAUCGUUGCUGACGAGCUACUGGUUCAAAAAGAGGCUGAUUAUCUUAGUAAUAACCACAAUAUCAAUAGCGAUUUUUCAAAUAAAACCGGUGGUAAUUUAGAAAGCAUCAAUGACGAUAUUGAACUAAUUGAUUUGAAAGGAAAGGUUCAAAAUUUGUCAGUGCAGUUAGAAGAAAUAUGUAAAUAUUCACGUUCACCUUUAAAUGAAAAUGAUGUAUGUUUCUGUCAUGACCUCGUUGGUGGAAAAUGCUUAUUACCACAAAAUCGUACUUAUACUGACUCUCCACGGUUACAAACCCCGCCAAAAGUUUGGUUCUCUAAACCAGAUUGUUGUCAGUCGUGCACAGUACCAUGUUGUGUUAAAGCUGACUCGAGCUCUACAAAUUUAUUGAAUAAUCCGGAAAAGUUACGACCACUUACUGAUGAAGAAUUACUACAGGAUAAUUUAAAUGACAUCAGACAUCGUUUAUCAUUACUACAAGAUAAUUAUGCAUCAAAACAUUUACCAUCAUCUGUAUCAAAUAAAAUUGAACGUGAUAUUGAUGAACAUUUGGAAAAACUCAAUAAAGAAAAUUCAAUACAAAAGCAAUAUCAUGAUUUACCAACUAAUCAAAAAUCAACAUAUCAAACUAUCAAGGGAAAAUCAUUAACUGAUCAGAAAAAAUCAGUUGAUCAUCAGUCUUUGAAAUCGAAAACAAAACCAACAAUUACACAGAAACAAUUUCAGUUAAAUCAACCAAAAAAUAGAAAAGUUCCGAAAGAAAAAUUCAUUCAUUCAUCUUAUAAUAAAUUACAAUUACCUAAUAAUAAAUUAAAAUGUGAAAAUAUAACAAAAUCUUUAAAUGAAAAACAAGAUAAAAACUUAAUAAAAAAUAUCAGCAAUUAUGAUAAUGGUGAUGAUGAUGAUGAUCCUGAAAUAACUUUGGAUAAAUUAGAAAAAUAUUUGGAAUCUUCUGAUAUGAUUAUGGAUUCAAAAGUUGAAGAUUUAAAAACAAAAAAUACUCAACAAGAAACAAAAGUGGACGAAACAAAAGAAAUGGUGAAUGAACUUCGCUCAGUUUAUCGAGAAAUAAAAGACUUAUUACUUAAUGUUCGUAAUCGAAUUGAUGAAAACAACAGUAUGAAAUUAGAACAAACAGAGAAAAUUGAUACAAAUACAAAUUCAAACGCCUUACUGUCAAACUCCCAACCUGUACUUACACCUGGUACUUUACUUCCAAGUAUUCGACUUGCAAUGGAAUAUUCUGGUAAAACAAUUUCACCUACAGAUGAUAUAAGUCAAUUAAUAUCUAAUUUACCUGAUGAUCCUCUCGUUAAAGCUUCAACUGCAUUGUAUGAACUUAAUCGACGACGUAAUAAUCUAGAGAAUAAUCUUGCUGCGUUAGAAUCUUCACAUAAUGAUCAAUCGAUUUUCGGAUUACUUGAUUUAUUAAAUAAAGAUAAGUCAUCAGCGGAGAAAGCUCGCAUACAAGCUAUGAUAAAUGACGCAAUUGAGAAAGUUGUUCAUGAUAAAAAAUCAGAAAAAAACAACAGAUCAAUUGGCCGUAUUUCACGACUAACUCAACCGAAAUCUCAAAUAACCACUCAACCAAAACAAAUGAGGGAUACAUCAAGUUCUUGUAGUUCCCCAACGAGGUCAAGAAACGUGAUUGAUUUAUUUCAUCAACCUAAAUUAUGCUCUACAGAUCGUUCUCCGUCACCAGUAACGCUUACUUCUCCAUGGCGUUUAAAUAGACGAAGAGCUAAACGACCAUUAUAUCCACGUUCAGUUAAUGAUCCCGUUAGGCCACGGACAGCUGUCCUACGGUUAAGUGAUGAAAAUCUAACUGGGAUUUCUUCUUCACAAAGACGAAUGCAAAGAUCUAAUUCAAAAGUUGUACGAUUUAGUGAUCAUCAAAAUGAUGAAACAUUUGAAUCAACUACAGAACCACAACAAAUACAAUCAAAUAAAUAUAUUAAUAUGCAAGCUAAAGUUUUCACAAAACCGAAUUCAGGUAUAAUUCCAUUAGGUAUGUAUCAAUAUUCACUUGCAAUAGGAUCUAGUAAAAAAUAUAAUAAAGAAGAUAAGCUAAUUUCUACUGAUACAUCUGGUUUACUUCAUGAAAAAGGCACUGGAUUUCAUUUUCAGUCAAAUCAAUCAACUGAACAACCUUCAAAUAAUUUCAAUGCCUUAUCUCGUACGGAGUUGGAAGAUAAUAUUUUAUCACGUCUUGUCUUACAGAUCUCUGAUCAGUUAGCUAAAAAUCAAUCGCAAAGUCAUGACACUUCAUCCAAAGAAAAUUUACAACAUUUGGUUGAAACUGCACUAUUAGAACGUAUUGGAUCGAUGCUUUCUCCAGCAUCAGUUAGCCCUAAUCCAACUAAUCAACUACUACGAACAGAACAGCAACAACUUAAAACACCGUCUUCAUCACCUGACCGGACUAGUCAUUUAGAUCUACUGGAUAUUCCUACUCCGAUAGAUAGUAUAAAUAGGAGUGAAUUACCUUAUCCAGAUGAUCUUGUUCACACAAAGAGUAAAACACCAGAACCAAAAUCAAAUUGGCAACCAUACAAUCCGGAUGAAGAAAGUAUUUUUAGAAAUUCACGAUCACCACCAACUAAUCCCCAUCAUAUUUCUACACCUGAACCAUCAUUUGCAGAUAAUUUCAGUCUUCGAUCCAAAUUACGUUCUCAAUCUUCAAGUCCUAUAAAACAAAAAUCCGUUAUGAUUUCACCAUUCCCAUCAAGUCCACAAAAAUAUCCAUCUGAGAAAAAUGUUUCUGAGAAAUCAGCUGAAUUUAAUUCACAAUCACUGAAUUCUAAUUCAACUGCUUUAAUUGAUACAAAAAGCUCAUCAUUUACUGAACAAUUCAGUCUCACUGCACCAGAUACAUUCAGUGAUGGAAUGUGGUUAUUAGAUCGUUCCGAAGGUGAAGCACCAUAUCCAGUGUCAUAUAAUAAAUUGAAAUUAAUUAUGUCUAAAAUGGAACCUAUUCGAAGUUCGACAACGAGAAGAAAUAAUUCUUUAACUCAAACAUUUAGUUUAUCUAAAAGUACUUCAAAUUCUUCAAACAGUUCUUCAUCCGAUAAUACUAAACAAUUAAAACAAGAUGAAAUUAGUCCAGGACAAUUACCAAAUGUAUUAACUACUAAACAACAAUAUUCAAAUGAUAAACAAAUGAAUCCACUUAACAAUCCAUUACUUCAUUUAUUAGCAUUAAAAAAUUCGAAUCAAAUUAAAAGAAAUCAACUGUCACAUUAUGAACAUGAUGAAAUGAAUAAACUAUUAAAUCAAUUAAAACAAAUUCGUCAAUAUUCUAAUAAUGAUAACAGUAAUAAUAAUAAUACUAUUAUUCAUUCACCUAGUCUUGAAUGGUUAGCCAAUCUUUCUGGUAGUCCAUUACCACAAUCGAAUUUAAAUCAAUUAAAAAAUGUUAAACAUUGUAAAUCUAAUAUGAAUUUAGUAAAUUCACCUAUUAAUAAAUUGAAAAUUGAAUCAUCUACAUCAAUAAAUGAUAAAUUAAGACAAUCAAUAAAACAAGAUCAUUCAAAUAAAUCAAAUCAUUCUACACAUGAAAAUGAUAGUUCGAAAAUUUCGAUGUUACGUCAAGUGGAACUUGUUCACUCAGAUGACAGUGAAGCGACAACAAUUGAUGAUGAAACUUAUGAAGAUGAUUUUACUGGUGAACAAACUAAUUAAAAUAAGUAUUUAAGGGUGAAUAUUUUUCAAUAAAAUGAUCAAGUUUGGUUGAGUGUUUCCAUGUAUGAAAAUAUGAUUUUGAUGAAUAUCAUGAUGAUAUGUUUAUUACAAAAGAUGUUUUCUUUUGAAGAUUUCUGUGAUUUCAUUUACAAAAAAUCAUAAAAUUAAUUAUAAUUUAUAUAUUUCUGUUAUAUUUCAUUUUCAUUUCGUUCCAGUUACUUCUUACGAUUAUAAUUAAUUAAAUAAAUGUUUUCAGCAGAC